GACUUUCAUCCGGGUGACCAAGCCAUCAUCGCCAGCUGCGGCAUGGACAGUAGCAUCCGCGUGUGGAGCCUGCAAGAGUGCUGGCACGUGGUAGACCAGUCCUUCACCUGGACAGACCUCCCAUCCACGCCUCUCACGUACCUCUCCACCUUCUCUCCCUCUCUUUCUCUGUUUCACUCCUUCCCUUCACCAGAGUGCUGGCACGUGGUAGACCAGUCCUUCACCUGGACAGACCUCCCAUCCACGCCUCUCACGUACCUCUCCACCUUCUCUCCCUCUCUUUCUCUGUUUCACUCCUUCCCUUCACCAGAGUGCUGGCACGUGGUAGACCAGUCCUUCACUUGGACAGACCUCCCAUCCAAGUUCCCAACCAAGAUUCUACAGUACCCU
Closterium sp. NIES-65 is the source of this 390-nucleotide messenger RNA. Lineage: Eukaryota; Viridiplantae; Streptophyta; Zygnematophyceae; Desmidiales; Closteriaceae. The record is from the annotation of a GenBank genome assembly.